Messenger RNA from Drosophila montana, 985 nucleotides. Its product is annotated as splicing factor C9orf78. Lineage: Eukaryota; Metazoa; Arthropoda; Insecta; Diptera; Drosophilidae. The record is from RefSeq and is a predicted model, not a curated record. Bases 60 to 956 code for a protein of 298 amino acids. The transcript has 3 exons. Gene Ontology annotation, biological process: mRNA splicing, via spliceosome. Gene Ontology annotation, cellular component: spliceosomal complex.
AUCGUAAACAAAAAUUGCACAUUACUUUUAACAAAAUACGAUUUGUGCUGCUUAAUAAUAUGCAAACAGACAACAAACAGGACAAGGAGGAUGCGGAGGAGCCUACCAAAGUGGUUUUUAAGAAGUCGUCCCGCAAAAAUCUGCGCCAGCGCAAAAAUUCAGAUGAAGGCGACAAGGAGGAGCAGCUCACCCUCGACGAAAUCAAGGAGCGACAACGCUUACGACAGCGUCCCAAUGGCGUCAGCUUAGUAGGCCUGGCGCUCGGCAAGAAAGUGGCGCCGGAGGAAGAGCUGGCCAUCAAGGAUCCGUUCAAUGUGAAAAUUGGCGGACUGGUCAACAUGCAACAAAUGAAAUCCGGCAAAAUGAAGGAAGCCGAUGAUGCCUAUGAUGUGGGCAUCGGUACGCAAUUCUCGGCCGAAACCAAUAAACGUGACGAAGACGAGGAAAUGAUGAAAUAUAUCGAGCAGGAACUGCAAAAGCGCAAAGGCGGCGCUGCAGAUGAAAACGAGAAUGAUGAUAGCGAUGCCCAUAAAUAUCUUACACCCGAGGAUGCGGCACUGUACGCGCUGCCCGACCACUUGCGUCAGUCCUCAUCGCACAGAUCCGAAGAAAUGUUGUCGAAUCAAAUGCUAAAUGGCAUACCCGAAGUGGAUCUGGGCAUUCACGCCAAGAUUCACAACAUCGAGGCUACGGAGGAUGCCAAGCAAAAGCUGCUGCAGGAUGCCAAGAACAAAAAGGAUGGACCCUCGCAGUUUGUGCCCACCAACAUGGCAGUCAAUUUCAUGCAACACAAUCGCUUUAACAUCGAGGACAACAACGAGCAAAGGAGACGCAAGCGUGAGGAAAAAGAUGGCAACAACAAAUCGGCGCAGCAUCAAACGAACCCAAAUGGCGUUAAGCGCGCAACGGAUGAUUAUCAUUAUGACAAGUUUAGAAAACAGUUUCGCAGAUAUUAAAGCAAGAGUACAAAUUUUUAUAAAACGAA